Molecule: messenger RNA, 1953 nt
Organism: Oxyura jamaicensis (ruddy duck)
Lineage: Eukaryota; Metazoa; Chordata; Aves; Anseriformes; Anatidae
Product: prolactin-releasing peptide receptor-like
Exons: 2
Coding region: 120-1211 (363 amino acids)
Biological process (GO): G protein-coupled receptor signaling pathway
Cellular component (GO): plasma membrane; neuron projection
Molecular function (GO): neuropeptide Y receptor activity; neuropeptide binding
Source: RefSeq, a predicted model, not a curated record
CUUUGCUGCAAGGAGAAAGCAACCUGGGGAAGGAAACAACGAAGUGCCACAGGGCUAAUUGUCUGGUCUCUGCCUGGCUCCAAGGCAAGGAGGAGAAGCAGAGCUGGUCCCACCUCAGCAUGGCUCACAGCCAGCUCCCGAAUGACUCCUGGCAGAAUGGCUCAGCCCCUCUCUUCACUGGCCUUGACCUCCUCCUGGAACUCAAACCGCUCUUCAUCCCGCUCUACGCCACCCUGGUGGCUGUGGCGUGCACAGGGAACCUCUUCCUCAUCCUCCUCAUCGCUCUCACCAAGAAGCUGCACUGCACCACCAAUUUCCUGAUAGGGAACCUGGCCGCAGCUGACUUCAUCAUGUGCCUGGCCUGUGUCCCGCUGACUGUCUCCUAUGCCUUCGAGGUGCGGGGCUGGCUCUUUGGGAUGUUCAUGUGCUACUUCGUCACCUUGAUGCAGGCCACCACCGUCUUCGUCUCGGUGCUGUCCCUCACCGCCAUCGCUGUUGACCGGUACGUUGUCGUGGCGUACCCCAUCCGCCGGAGGAUCAGCCGCAAGUCCUGCAUCUGCAUCGUGGCCUGCAUCUGGUUGCUCUCCAUCAUGGCCUCCGUCCCCACCUCCCUGCACACCCAGUACUUGGAUCUCAACACCAUUGGCCAUGACAUGAUCAUCUGCGAAGAGUUUUGGAAGCAUGAGGAGAGGGAGCGGCUGCUGUACUCGUGCUUGAUGCUCCUCCUGUCCUACAUGCUCCCACUGUUGGCUGUGACGGUCUCCUUCUGUGCCAUUACCUACCACCUGCGGAGGAGGAACAUCCCGGGUGCUGCCUACCCCUGCCAAGACAAAUGGACCAAAACAAAGCAGAAAACCUUCCGGGUGCUCACCAUCUCGGUGGUGUGCUUCGCAAUCUGCUGGCUGCCCCUCCAGGUGGUGAACUUCAUCAGAGACAUCGACGAGGAGUUCACCAUCUUGGACAAGAAGUACGUGAACGUCAUCCAGGUCUCUUGCCACUUGGUCGCCAUGAGCUCUGCCUGCUACAACCCCUUCAUCUAUGCCUCCCUCCACGACAAGUUCCGCUUCCACCUCAGCAGCUACUUCUACCGCAAGAAGAAGAGCUCCAGCAUCGUGUCCUGCAAGGCCUCACGAUUCAACACCUGCUCCACGCUGGCAGAUGCUCCAGCUGGGGUCUCGGAUAAGAUAGCUUUGCAAACCAGGUUCUCUUAGCUGAAGUUCCCCAAGACUUGCUCUCAGACCUGGUGUGCACUUUGCUUUAGGCUGGACAUAGGAGCUGGUUGUGGUGGUUUGUUGCUGUUCCCAGAAGGUCUCUUGUGCCUGACAAGGAGCAAGCACAAGGCAAGCAGCAGAUGGGGUGGGAGUCUUCGAGGAGCAGCUCCCCUGAGCAGCUCAAGGAUGUUUUCUUCUUGGCAGCAAAGCAAAAUGGUGCAACAACAACCACCACAGCCACGCAAAGGUGGAGCAGUCCUGAGCAGGACAUGCCUACUAGCUCUUGUGCAGACACACAGGACCUCGGCUAGGUGUUUCCAUCAGGCACAGCUAGAGUGAAGCAAGUGUCAAUGAAAUAGUGGUUGCUUGCCUGUUGGAACAGAACAAUGUUCGUAUAUCCAGAUGAAUGACUGGACACAUAACCAGUCUGAUAUAGUGCUCUAAGCCUUAGUUUUCAGAAAUGCUUACACAUCAACACAUCCAGAGUCUGCCUCAACAUUUGCCCUUGCUCCAUGUGCCAAGGAGAAGUGCUGGGUCGUGCAGUGCAGCUGGGUACGGGGUCUAUACCUUGUAUCUCCAAUCACAGCUGGCUAUACUGGAUGGCUGGUGUUGUAUCCAGCACAAAGACCUCUCCUCGUGGUGUAUUCGGGGGGGGGGGGGGGGGCUAGCUUCUCAGCAGGGCACUGGGUGCAUUUAACGGGCAUUGGGUGCAUUUAAACAAGUCUUUGGGCUGCACAUCUUC